GAGGUUGCCGGGCUGCGAGGGCGGCCCGCUGCGCCCGCGGAUACCGGCGGAGCCCGGGGACGGCGGCUCCGAGCGCGCCCCGCUCCUCCCUGCUGGCCCGAACCGGUCGCGAGCACCGCCGCUCCCGGCCCUCCCCGCUCUCCCCGCAGCACGGCGCUAUGGCUGCCCUGGCGCGGUGGCUCCGCGCUCCGCCGGGCGGGACGCGCUGUUGCCGGGCGCUGUGCGUGGCCGCCGCCGCCGCCCCCCGCGUGCCGCCGCCGCCCCCUCCGCCUCCCCCCGCCCCUCCCGCCGGCUCCCGGCUGCUGGCCGCGGCUCUGGGCGCCGGGGCGGCGACGCUGCUGCUGCUGUGGGCCCGGGAAAGCCGCCGUUCCGCGCUGCACGCCGCCGUGCCCGCCCCGCCCGCGCCGCCCGCGCCGCCGCCCGCCUCGCCCCGCGCCGCCUUCAACUUCAUCGCCGACGUCGUGGAGAAGACGGCGCCCGCCCUGGUCUACGUGGAGAUCGUGGGCAGGCACCCGUUCUCAGGCCGUGAGGUGCCCAUCUCGAACGGCUCGGGAUUCCUGGUGUCUCCCGAUGGGCUCAUUGUGACCAACGCACACGUGGUGGCCAACCGGCGGCGCGUGCGGGUGAAGCUGGCCAGCGGGGAGCAGUACGACGCCGUGGUGCAGGACGUGGACCAGGUCGCAGACAUCGCCACCAUCAAGAUCAAGCCUAAGGUGCGUGCCACGUGGUGCAGGGGCUCCCUUCCUCGCCUGCCUUCUGCUAACCCGGAUCCUCUCUUGCAGCGCCCGCUGCCCACGUUGCCCCUCGGGCGCUCCUCCGAGGUGCGGCAGGGGGAGUUCGUGGUGGCCAUGGGCAGCCCCUUCGCCUUGCAGAACACCAUCACCUCCGGCAUCGUCAGCUCGGCGCAGCGCGGCAGCCGGGAGCUGGGCCUGGCCGCCUCCGACAUGGAGUACAUCCAGACGGACGCCGCUAUCGACUUUGGGAAUUCUGGUGGUCCCCUCGUCAACUUGGAUGGCGAAGUGAUUGGGGUGAACACCAUGAAGGUGACGUCAGGCAUCUCCUUUGCCAUCCCCUCAGACCGGCUGCGGAAGUUCCUGCAGAAGGAGGAACAGCGCAAAAGCUCCUGGUUUGGCAACGCGGAGACGAAGCGCCGUUACAUCGGGGUGAUGAUGCUGACUCUCACACCCAGCAUCCUAGCUGAGCUGAAGCUGCGUGACCCCAGCUUCCCUGAUGUCUCCUAUGGAGUGCUAAUCCACAAAGUGAUCAUCGGCUCCCCGGCCCACCAGGCAGGGCUGAAGGCGGGCGACGUGGUGCUGGAGAUUAACGGGCAGGCGACGCGCCGUGCCGAGGAUGUGUACGAGGCAGUGAGGACUCAGCAGAGCUUGGCCCUGUUGGUGCGGCGCAGCUACGACACCUUGCUGGUGAGCGUCGUCCCUGAGGUCACAGAGUAGCUGUGCUGCACAGCAGGCCGCUGUCUGCUGGCUGACUGCGCCGGCCAGGAGCCGAGGACGCAGGACUGAGGCACAUCUGUGUGCCAUCGGGGAGAGACUGGGAGCUUGCGAGGGCCUGGAGGGGCCAGGCAGGGGGCGAGGCACUGGAGCAGACGCGGUGUGAAACCACUCCCCUCCGUGCGCAAAUAAAGUGCUUUUCUAGGUGC
Tympanuchus pallidicinctus (lesser prairie-chicken) is the source of this 1657-nucleotide messenger RNA. It is a transcript of the gene HTRA2, whose product is annotated as HtrA serine peptidase 2. Gene Ontology annotation, molecular function: serine-type endopeptidase activity; protein binding. The transcript is spliced from 7 exons. Bases 159 to 1451 code for a protein of 430 amino acids. The record is from RefSeq and is a predicted model, not a curated record. Gene Ontology annotation, cellular component: mitochondrion. NCBI's taxonomy places the organism in Eukaryota, Metazoa, Chordata, Aves, Galliformes, Phasianidae. Gene Ontology annotation, biological process: positive regulation of apoptotic process; proteolysis; programmed cell death.